This is a messenger RNA of Erpetoichthys calabaricus (reedfish), 605 nucleotides long. Its product is annotated as protein FAM216B-like. Bases 155 to 448 code for a protein of 97 amino acids. The transcript has 4 exons. The record is from RefSeq and is a predicted model, not a curated record. NCBI's taxonomy places the organism in Eukaryota, Metazoa, Chordata, Cladistia, Polypteriformes, Polypteridae.
CACUGUUGGCCUAGAAUUUGUAGGAUUGGGCGGGAUUUUGACUGUCUUUGAAGUCUUUGAAGUGUCUGUCAUCAUUGGCAACCUCGGGCACAGCGCCAGCUCCAUCGCUGGGUCUACGAAUAUACAGAUUAGAGCAACUGAAGUCGAGUGAAAAAUGGAAGAACAUCCUGGAGGAGCCCAGCAUCUUAAGAAGCCCCAUGUGCCCAAAUCUGAGAAGAACACCUCUCUGAUGAAGGGCUUAACCCCAGGUCAGAAGAGAUACCUCUACAGUGUGAUGGCAGUGUAUGAGACCAAAGGUCAACUUCAAGCACUACAGAGGAGAUAUCUUCAUAGCCUUCAAAUGCACAGACAGCUGGGUCACCUAACUGCAGAGGAAGAAAAACAAUUUGCUUGCCGGAUACAGUCGUCACAGACCAGAGGCGGCAGCUCUCUGAAAGACAAGAAGUAAAUAACUUUGGGUACAAAAGAAGAUGGAAACUGUUUAAUCAAGGGAAGAUCACAGAAGAUUUAGCUGAAGCAAAUAUCCAGAGGGUUGAAGUGUAACCUUGAAUUGUAUUAUGUUGUUUGGAAAUAAAUUGAAAAGUGCAAGCUAUGAUCAAAAAAUA